GUCAUGUCUGAAUAUUUCAGAGUUUUCUGGCAAAGUUUAGAGCUGAGGCAUGACUAAUACAUUUUAGAAGCUAAGCCAUCUCUCUUAUGGGAGCUAGAUGAAUGAGGAAGUUCCCUUUUUAAAAAAUCUGAGAAGAUGGGUGAUCAACACAGACAUUUCAAACUGGUGAUGAACAUUUUAUUAAGUGGCAUAUACCCAUAAAAGCUGUUGCUGUUGAUUCCUCCUUUUAGCUUCUCAAGUGGAAAUUCCUUCAGAUAAUUAUCUAGUGAGGCUUUCAUCUUGGAGAAGACAGAAAAGUGAGUUCACCAGGAUCAAUGGAAACAAAACAAUGUGCUUUCUCUGUUCUUGUAAAAGGAGGCACUAGGGCCCUGUGUGGAAUGGCUCUUCUAAUUUCCCCACUGUGGGUGCAUACACACUAAUUUCCUUUAGGUCUUGUGAUGAACUGAGUAAACCACAAACUUCAACAGGAACCCUCCACGCUGGUAGUUGUUUCCACUGUAGCAUGCAUUUGUCAUGUCCAUCUUCAUCAGUUCAGCUUCACCUGGUUUUGCAGUAUGGAUCAAAGAGAAAUUCUCAUGCAAAACCUGGAAAGGGCCAAAAGUAGACGGCUCAACAGAGAGGAAUUCGCAAAUGAAUUUUUGAAACUGAAAAGGCAAUCGGCAACCUACAGAGCAGACAAAAUCUACCCGACAGCUACAUCUGAGAGCCCAGAAAAUGUCAGCAAGAAUCGAUAUAAGGACAUCUUGCCAUAUGAUCACAGCAGAGUGAAGCUCUCCCUUAUCACAUCAGAUAAAGAUUCUCAUUAUAUCAAUGCCAGUUUCAUCAAGGGUGUGUACGAGCCAAAGACCUACAUAGCUACCCAAGGUCCUCUUUCCACAACUGUUGUGGACUUCUGGAGGAUGAUCUGGGAGUAUAAAGUCUUGAUUGUAGUAAUGGCCUGCAUGGAAUUUGAAAUGGGGAAAAAAAAAUGUGAGCGAUACUGGGUGGAUGCAGAUGAGUCCCCUCUCCAGUUAGGUUCCUUUACUCUUUUUUGUGAGGCUGAAGAAAAAAGAAGUGACUAUGUGAUUCGUAUUCUGAAAGCCAAACUGAAUGACAGUGUAAGUGCAGGACAGCCCAGCAAAUGGGAACAUACAGAAACCAGGACUGUCUAUCAUUUCCAUUAUAAACAUUGGCCAGAUCAUGAUGUGCCCUCCUCAAUUGAUCCAAUUCUUCAGCUCAUAGAGGAGAUGCAUUGCUACCAAGUACAGAGUGAUGCACCUAUCUGUGUGCACUGCAGUGCGGGCUGUGGACGAACUGGAGUCAUCUGUGCCAUUGACUAUACACGGACCUUGGUAAAAGAUGGGAUUCUCCCAAUAAAUUUCAGCAUUUUCAAUAUGAUUCAGGAAAUGCGUACUCAGCGGCCUUUAUUAGUGCAAACUCAGGAGCAAUAUAAGCUGGUCUAUGAUGCUGUGAUUGAGCUUUUUAAAAGGCACAUUGAAACACUUCCCAAUCAUUCUGAUGUGGUUGCUGUGGAGACUAAAACUAAUCAAACAACAACAACAACAACAACAAAACUCCAGACUCCACAUGGGGAAACUUCUUUCCUGAAACAGUUGAGCAGUUCGGUGCAAAGAGAAGAGGAGAAACCUCAGUGUUCUGGUCACAAUGUGUGGGGCUUAGAUAAACAUGGCCGAUCCAGAGAUGACUCUUGUUCAAUUAGACAGGCACUUUCUAUGAGAGCUUUGAACAUUUGCCCAAGCAGAAACACAACAGCAGAAUGGAACACUUGGUCAGCAAAACAGCCACUCCUUAAAUAUCACAGUGUGGACUUUGACAAUCUUGUUUGGACAGAAAUGCCUCUCCGUUUGAAACCUGGAGGCGAAACUGUCACAAGCUUAGAUACAAAGGUUUCUCUAACACGGACAAAAUCAACCCCUUUUGAGCUAGCAUCACAAAAAACAUCCCAAAUGUUGACAAGAAAGGGCCCCAAUUCCUGUCUGGGCCUUGACUCAAGUCAUUCAAAUAAACUGUCUAGCAAUGACCAACGUUGUAGGUUCAGGAAGUUACACAAGCAGCCCUGUACCUGGUCAUCAGAAGAUCCUUACUUUUCCUCUCUCUCAUCGGAUGAGCCGUGCUCUCCGGCACUCCCCAACUCUGCUGUGGGUCCAUCUGAAAUUGUUUCCUCAGUUUCCCAUGCUGUGGACUUCGCAGACCAGUCCUUGGAUGGCACAAAUCCAAGCCAUCAAUGGUCCAUGCCUCAGGGCCAGAAUAUUCAACUUGCCACUCCUCAGGCUCAGAAUCCUCAACUUUUGGACACAGUGGAAUCAACCUGCCAGAUAGGUUCUUCCCAGCUGGAUGAAGACAUUCCUCCUCCAUUGCCUGAAAGAACCCCUGAAUCCUUUAUUGUACCUGGAGAAGAUGAUAUCCCUUUGUUGGCAAUUUCAAAUCACCAAUCACCAUCCAAGAAAGAAAAAAGCAGAAUCUCUAAAGAAUGGAGCAGCUUGUCUCAGCUGAAAUUUCUUGAUGACUCUGUGAGACUAAGGCCAAGUAAGAAUGUGAAGCUACAGAGACCCAGAUCAGAGAUUCCUCAGAACCGAUCCUCAUCCCCUUCUCCUCCCCCACUUCCCGAGAGAAGCCCUGAGUCAUUUAUUCUUGCAGAUGAUGAAUCUCAGCCAUCUGUUAUGAACAAUGUCAUGGGGCUUGGAGACUCUGGAAUUAAGCUGACAGAGAAGACUUCAAAGGAAGCAAAAUUCAGGAGAAGUAAGAGCCUGAAAAUUUUCCGAAAUGUGAAAAAUACUAUUUGUGGUCCAUCUCCCCUAGUGAAAAUGCCAGAGGCUGAUCAGUCCAGUCACUCCAGAUCUGUUCUGAGUUUUGGCUUUGCAAACCGGUUUUCAAAACCCAAAGGACCAAGAAACCCUCCACCUAGUUGGAACAUUUAGAAGAACUUCACUAGAUAACAUUUGUCUCUAGUACUGCAGCCUGGCCUUGCUGUUUUAACUUUGGUUUGUCAAAUAUCACUUGUAACAGGACCAUCAUUUUGAACAAAUAGGCUUUUAUUUCCCAUCUCUAUGUAUGGUUGUGAAAGCUAGUCUGUGAAGAAAGCUGAUAGGAAACAACAACAACAACAAUAUAUCUGAGAUGUGGUGUUGGAGAAGAGUUCUGAAAACACCAUGGACUGGUAAAAAGACCAAUGGAUGGGUCCUAGAGCAAAUCAGGCCCAGACUUCCCUUACAAUCGAAGAUGACUCAACUGAAGUUGUAUUUUGGACAUAUCAUGAAAAGAAAGGAUUCACUAGAAAAGACUAUAAUGAGGGUGAAAGGAAAAGAAGAAGACCACAUUCCAGAUGGAUGAAAUCAAUCAGAGAAGCCAUGUCCAUGUAUUUCCAAGAGCUGAGCAGAGUAGUUGAAGAUCGGGUGACCUGAAGGUCUUUCAUUCAUAGUGCCACCGUAAGUCGAAGUCAACUUGAAGGCAGUUAACAACAAAAAUGAACGUGUGUUUCCUCUUUACAAACUAAAUACAAAUCAACUUCAUCUAUCCAAUGGACCUGGAGUAUAACCAAAGUAAAUGGGAACAGAAAGCUGUGCUAGUUCCUUGUUCAUUCCUUCCAGUGGGGAACCACUUCUAAUGAGGUUUCAGUAGGCUGCUGUGUAGAGGUGUGAACUAUGAAGAACAGCACUCUGUUUAAGCUGAACAUCCUUGUUAUUUAUUAUUCAUGUGUUUCUGAUAUGAAAAUGUGGAUUUUGAGACCUAGUCCUUAUGUUUCUUUGCUUUUGAAAUAUAUGAGAAAUAUGUAAAGGAAUCUUUCUUUCCAUACAUACACAAGGGACAUUUUUUGCAUGAAUGCAGUGGAUACCAGGCAGUGGCAUAUGGGCAUGUAAGCAUUUUUGCUUUCCUGGUACUCUGGAAUUUCCAAUGUGUAACUGAAGUGGGAGCACAGCAUCUAGGGGUACCUUGACCCUAAAGAUCAACAAAUAGGAAACACUUCCAACUGCUUUUUUUUUGGGGGGGGGGGGGUCAAAAACCAGAACUCAUUUUUCCUAUAAAUGGCAAUUGUGGUUUCUCAACUACCUAUACUUGGUACCAAGUUAUGUUUUGUUUUUAGUUAAUAAUUCUUGACCAUCACAUCUGAGCUCUGUUUUCCCAAUCAUUGAUUCUGGGAGUCCAUAAUAUGUACCAUUACUCUUAUAUCUAUAUUUUUCCAGUAAUAAGGAAAGACUGGAAACAGUUAAGUCUGAAUACAUUUGUAUGGUUUUUUGUUUCCUUUUUCACUUCUAAAUGUUGCAGUACUGCGCAAUAAGAUCUUGAAAAACCUUAUCACAUAGGCUAGAGCCAUGGGACCAAAAAGGCCAUAUACUUGUCACUGAAGUAAUGUUUUUUAAUGCUCAAAGGUUCAAAAUGUAUAAAGCACAUUAUGACAGACAUACCUGCAGGAGAAGGUGUUUACAUUGCAGAAACACUCUCAGAUGGGAGGAGCAAGGAGGUGAAUUAUACCCUAGAGUAGUAGUUCUCAAGCUUUCUAUUGCCGUGGCCCUUUAAUACAGUUCCUCAUGUUGUGGUGACCCCCAAUCAUAAAAUUAUCUUUGGUGCUACUUCAUAUGUAAAUAAAAAUGUGUUUUCCGAUGGUCUUAGGCGACCCCUGUGAAAAGGUUGUACGACCCCCAAAGAGGUCGUGACCCACAGGUUAAGAACUGCUGCUCUAGAGCAUUCCUACUCAAGUAGUGGUCUUUGGAUGGCUAUCAGUCCCUGGGCCAUUGGUUGCCAGUCUCCAGCCAAUUUCCAGGAAACAAACAAAAAAUUGUACCCAAUGGGCACAAAUUUAGUGUCAGUCUCUGAUUCACUGACAAGCAAUAAUUGCCUGCUACUCACUUCAGAUCGUCUGAGAUAGGUAUCUCAAAAUGGUGGUCUGUGGACUGGUGCCAAUCCCUGGAUGGUUUCCAGGAAAGAAAGAGACAACUACUGUAUAGCCAAUGGGCACAAAUACGGUGGAGUCCCUGACACAUUGGGGGGGGGGAGUUGCCAGUCCCCCACAUUAUUUACUUUAAGAAGCACUGCUCUAGAGGGGAAAGCAAAAAUGGGAUUAAAGCAGACAAAACUGACAGAUAGCCUUUACUUCUAGGGGGAAAACUUGAAAGGCUAAGUUUAAAUAAAUUCUAAACCAUUUAAUGAAAUGUCUAUGUGGGAGAUGCAAUAUAAUAAAGUUAAAUGUAUUAUUUAUUCAGUAUGCCACUUAAUGCUUCUGUAGACUGUAUUUCUACAAAAUUCAAGAGCUGAGCAUAUCUCAUAUUUAUCACAAAUGUGCCUAGCACCACUAUUGGCAUGGUACAAAAAAGGAAAAAAAGCUACUUAACAUUUAAUGACAUACUUACUGAGUUGCCAAUAGCUACAUUCCCAGUACUGUACUAAUAUUCCGAACUCUGAGAGAUAAGGAACUAGUUUCCACUUAAAAGUGAAA
Molecule: messenger RNA, 5431 nt
Organism: Sceloporus undulatus (fence lizard)
Lineage: Eukaryota; Metazoa; Chordata; Lepidosauria; Squamata; Phrynosomatidae
Gene: PTPN22
Product: protein tyrosine phosphatase non-receptor type 22
Exons: 21
Coding region: 555-2918 (787 amino acids)
Biological process (GO): positive regulation of toll-like receptor 3 signaling pathway; negative regulation of tumor necrosis factor production; negative regulation of p38MAPK cascade
Cellular component (GO): nucleus; cytoplasm
Molecular function (GO): non-membrane spanning protein tyrosine phosphatase activity
Source: RefSeq, a predicted model, not a curated record